GAAAGUCACACAAGUUUAAUAUCCUUUGACUUACAUAAUAUAUACUCCUAUUAAAACUUAAUAGGUCAAAGUUAACAAAAUUGCAUGAUAAAAUCCUAAAAUCACUCAAGUAUUCCGAUUUAACUAAUUUCUUUUUUAGCAAUACUUUUUAAAUAAAUUCACACUCUCACCACUUAUCUACAAAACCAACAAAAUUUAUCCAAAAAAAUAAUUAUAAAUAUCAUUCAACUCACACACUAAAAAGUCCUAGAGUAGCUAGGAAACAAACUCUUAGGUUGUUAGGAGACACAACUAUUUUCUCCCUCGAAAAUUUGCAUAAAUACGUGACCAAACACAAAUUAAACUACAAAAAAAUCAUAAUCAUAUUCUCUUCAUUAAAAUUUAGAGAGCACACACAAAAAAAAAAAAAAGAGAUCGUUAGUUUUAAUUUGUUGAAACGAAACUCGAUUGAUCAUGGAUCCAAUGAUGAAGGAAAACGGUGAGAUAGUGAAAAAGGAAAAUAGUGAGGGUGAGAACAACCUUAACGGUUGGCUCCCUGUUACGGCGAACCGUGAGGGGAAGUGGUGGUACGCUGCCAUUCACAGUGUCACCGGUAUGGUUGGCGCAGGUAUUCUUGGAUUACCAUACGCCAUGUCUCAACUCGGGUGGGGUCCGGGCGUUACAUUAUUGUUAGUAUCAUGGGCUAUAACAUUAUAUACGUUAUGGCAAAUGAUCGAAUUGCACGAGGCAGUGCCUGGAAAGCGAUUCGAUCGUUAUCACGAAUUAGGGCAAUACGCAUUUGGAGAGAAGCUUGGGUUAUGGGUAAUUGUUCCACAACAAUUUAUGGUCCAAGCAGGAUGCGAUAUUGUUUACAUGGUAACCGGAGGAAGUUCGCUAAUGAAGUUCUAUAAUAUUGUUCACCCAAAUGGACCGCCGAUCAAGCUUACAUAUUUUAUUAUGAUGUAUGCGGUCAUCGAAUUCCUGCUUUCUAACUUACCAAACUUUAACUCCAUUGCUGGCGUCUCAUUAACGGCAGCUAUAAUGUCUCUCAGUUAUUCAGCUAUUGCUUGGAUAGCAUCACUUAUAAAAGGAGUACAACCAGACACAAGUUACGCUAGUAGGUAUAAUACUAGCGCAAGCCAAAUAUUUGGAUUUUUGAGUGGAAUAGGAACGGUUGCAUUUGCCUUUUCUGGGCACAACAUAGUACUGGAGAUUCAAGCAACCAUCCCUACCAGCCCGGAAAACCCUUCUAAAAAAGCUAUGUGGAAAGGGUCUUUAAUAGCUUAUGUAAUUGUGGGAUUGUGUUAUUUUCCAGUGGCUUUUGUGGGUUAUCUCGUGUUCGGCAGGUUUGUUGAGGACAAUGUUAUGAUCUCCCUCCAAAACCCCAAUUGGCUUAUUGCUGCUGCUAAUCUAUUUGUUGUUAUACAUGUUAUUGGCAGCUAUCAAGUUUACGCGAUUCCUGUUUUUGACAUGCUGGAAUCUUUUAUGGUGUUGAAAAUGAAAUUCCAACCUAGUAGGAAGCUUCGAAUUAUAACUCGUGGGUCUUAUGUUGGAAUUACUAUGUUUAUAGGCAUAGCGUUUCCCUUUUUUGGAUCCCUCCUCAGCGUGUUGGGAGGAAUUGCUUUUGCACCUACCUCCUUUUAUCUACCUUGCAUAAUAUGGCUUAUAAUACGCAAACCAGAGAAAUACAGUAUAUCAUGGUUUCUUAAUUGGGCUUUUAUCAUUUUUGGCAUGUCGUUGACGAUUUUAGCUCCUAUAGGAGCCAUAAGAGACAUAGUUGUUCAAUGCGGAACCUUUAAAUUUUUCUCGUAAUCCAUUAGAGCGAGGUGAAAGGACGGUUAAUCCUAUCAAUUUUUAUAUAGGGGAUUACCUAUGUUGGUUAUUAAAUUUAACUAUUGUUUAGACUUUAUUCUUCUAAUUUCUCAGACAAGUGCUUUAAACUAUGAAGUAGUGUUUUUAAUCUUUUAUUACCUAUAAACAUUUUGUAAUUUGUUGUUAACAUUUGAAGUUUUAUAUCAAUCGUGAUGUUUUAUUA
Molecule: messenger RNA, 2014 nt
Organism: Chenopodium quinoa (quinoa)
Lineage: Eukaryota; Viridiplantae; Streptophyta; Magnoliopsida; Caryophyllales; Amaranthaceae
Product: lysine histidine transporter 1-like
Exons: 7
Coding region: 454-1791 (445 amino acids)
Cellular component (GO): plasma membrane
Source: RefSeq, a predicted model, not a curated record